Penicillium macrosclerotiorum is the source of this 426-nucleotide messenger RNA. RefSeq names its product rRNA-processing FCF1 family protein. The record is from RefSeq and is a predicted model, not a curated record. NCBI's taxonomy places the organism in Eukaryota, Fungi, Ascomycota, Eurotiomycetes, Eurotiales, Aspergillaceae. The coding region runs from base 1 to 426 and encodes 141 amino acids. The transcript is spliced from 4 exons. Gene Ontology annotation, cellular component: small-subunit processome; nucleolus.
AUGGGAGUCCAAAAGAAGACCCGCAAGUUUGCCCAGACCAAGCGAGCAAUCUCUUUACGUGAUAAUCGCCUCAAGGAUAAUGCCAAAGACGAUAAGAAUGGCAAAGCCACCAAAGCUGGGAAGGAGGAGUGCAUCCCAAUUGUUACCGACUGCGUUAUUGCAGAGUUGGAGAAGCUGGGCCAAAAAUACCGACUCGCAUUGCGGGUCGCAAAGGACCCCCGAUUUGAAAGAAUCAAGUGCGAUCACAAGGGCACAUAUGCCGAUGACUGCCUUGUUGACCGUGUCAUCAAGCACCGUGUCUAUAUCGUGGCAACCAAUGAUCGUGAUCUUAAGAGACGCAUUAGGAAGAUUCCUGGUGCCCCAAUAAUGAGCGUGGCGCGUGGGAAAUAUGUGAUCGAGCGACUCCCCGAUGCUCCCGAGAAGUGA